Molecule: messenger RNA, 1275 nt
Organism: Toxorhynchites rutilus septentrionalis
Lineage: Eukaryota; Metazoa; Arthropoda; Insecta; Diptera; Culicidae
Exons: 5
Coding region: 515-973 (152 amino acids)
Source: RefSeq, a predicted model, not a curated record
CGUUGGUAGUUUGUUGUUGUUUUUCCCGACGAUCAGAUGUAAAUAAUCUGAAGAAUCAGUAGUUUUCCGCGGUGCUGCAAUAUCCGUUGAAGUUCGCUUAACUCAGUUCCAAAUCGUGAGUGAAAUGUCGUGGCCAUACAUGCGGAAGAUAUUUUGGAUGUGUGUAGUGGUCCUAAAUUGUCCAGCAACUGCAGGACAUAUUAUUUGUGUUUGUUUACCUGGACAGGCCAGAUUAUUCUGUCCAAUAUGAUGCGGUGCGAAUUCUUUGUGGUUUUGGUCUUCAGUGAUGACAAAAUAUUUGUGAUGUGAUCCGGUAAACGAAUUGAUUUGCCUUCGCAGUAAUCAACUCCGAUUUCUUGUGGUAUUGUGUUCCUCCGGUGUGAAAUUGUAGAGUAUUGUGAACCCUUUUUAAUAUGAUGGCGAUUGAUUAUUGUUUCCGGUUUGUGAUGAUGAUGGCGACGUCACUUUUCUCGCCCUUGUUGUGAUCCUUUCAUUGAAAAAAAAAUCUAUAACAAUGAUUUUUGGCCACGAAAACAUCGAGGUACUCGAAGAGAUUGUUCUGGUAGAUGAUGGAUCUGCCGAAAAAUCAAUCAGCAGCGGUAGCGAAAGAAAGAGGAAGAAUCAAUCUAAUCAGGAACAAAUGUAUGCUGUGUUUGUGGAUGUACUGGAGGAAGUAGGAAAAAUUUUACUUUCCAAAUCGCAAACACCACCUGUGCGGGAGAAGAAAAAAAUAGCGUUGGCGGCGAUGCGACAGCAGUUGUUCAUCCGAUGUGGAUUGGAGUUCUCUGGUGACCAAAUAUUGAAGAAAAUCAAUAACAUGAAGACCGCUGUUAAAGAAAAAACGGAUACCAAAAAAACAGGGAACGUUAAAAUUGUGCUCAACCAACCGCAAGAAAAGUUUUAUGGACUGCUGGGGGGUGUUGACAAUCCCAGCAUCAUCAGCGUUCCGUAUGGUCUGGUAGUAGGAAGCUAAAAUAUUGCAAUGAGGAAGGAUCCACCGAAGGAAGAGCAUGAUUCUUCUGAUUGCAGAACGAGUUUCUGGCGCCGAGUCAAGCGUGUCAAACACUAAAAGCAAAUCAAAAAUCGGCUACACGUGGCAGAACACAACAAACUGUCUAUGAGGAACAACUUAAGUUACUGAAAAAGCAACUAGAUUAUACGGAUGUAUUGAAAGCCAACCAAGAAGAGCGACACCAAAAAGAAAUGGAGCUGUUGGUUCUGAAAAAGGAAAUUGCUGUCCUGAAAAUCAAAAAACUCAGAGAGAACAUGAUCAUC